Messenger RNA from Nylanderia fulva, 1212 nucleotides. RefSeq lists its product as uncharacterized. Gene Ontology annotation, biological process: isoprenoid biosynthetic process; cholesterol biosynthetic process; isopentenyl diphosphate biosynthetic process, mevalonate pathway. Gene Ontology annotation, molecular function: mevalonate kinase activity; ATP binding. Gene Ontology annotation, cellular component: cytosol; cytoplasm. The record is from RefSeq and is a predicted model, not a curated record. NCBI's taxonomy places the organism in Eukaryota, Metazoa, Arthropoda, Insecta, Hymenoptera, Formicidae.
UUGAAUAAAGGAAUGGCUCAUUUUAAAAUUUCCGCACCAGCAAGAAUUGUCUUAUCUGGAGAACACUCGGCGACGUAUGGAAAAAAAAUGGUUGUGGCUGGUUUAAGCCUUCGCACCAGACUCGAAUUCUGUGAAUUGUCUGCAUCAGAAAGUAUUAUUUCGAUACAUUUUCCUCGGGUGGGGCUGAAGAAAGAUAUACCUCUAGAAAUUGUAGAAAACUACUUUUUUAAUAAAAAUAUCUCAGCAAUUCGGGAGAAUCCAAUCGAUUUUCUUCGAUACGUGGCAUACUUUAUCACCAUGCAUCGUUUGUGGAAGACAUUCGAGCAGAGAUUUAGCUUACUUGUAUUCUUUUAUCUGUUUUAUUUUUGUACUUACGAUUUCGAAAAAAAAUCGCCUUUUCGGAUUUCGGUGACUACUGAAAUACCUCUUGGAAAUGGUCUUGGCAGUUCGACAUCGUUUGCUGCAUGUCUGACAGGAUGUUUUCUUCAUUGGAGGUAUCUACAAAAUGGUAAUCAUAUUACAUUUACCCCUGAAGAUUUGGCGACUAUUCAACGUUAUACUCAGUGUUGUGAAGAUUGUAUGCAAGAAUAUGUAUUUCCCACGAUCGAUGCCGAAACUUGCAUUUACGGUCAAAUACGAUCUUACCAAUGUAUGGAUUUUAAACAUUUUGUUACGCAUGUCACACAUAUAAAAACAAUAAAGGUGCUAAUAAUCGGAACAAAUAUUCGUCAAGAUAAAAAGGAGCGAGCACUACAAAUUGCAGUGCUGAAAUCUAAAGCUUUGAAUUUCGAAACUAUCAUGAAUUCAUUACACGACGAUGCACGAACAAUAUAUGAUAGACUUGUACAUAUUCACCAACUUCGUUACAUCAGAAAUCCUAUUUAUCAUGAGAAAGCUUACAACAACUUACAGUUAGACAUUAUAAAGAAUCAACAAUUAUUGAAAAAAUAUCAUUUGUCGCAACCGGACUUUGAUACAAUUUCGGAGAUUGCAAGUCAGUUCCAAUACGGAGCUAAACUUACAGGUUUUUCAGGCGGAUUUGCAUACAUUAUGUUACGACCAAAUCUCACAACAUUAGAAAUCAUACGUUUACGAGAACAGUUCUCGAAUAGAAGUUUCAGAACCAGAAUUGCUACUUUCGAUCUUCAUGGUCUGAGAAUUGAUAUUUAAUUCUAUUAACCUUAUAGCAAUUAUACAUAAAUAAUUCAAUAA